UUACCUGGUCGGCUGGCUGGCCCUGGUGAGCGGGCACAGUGUCCGAUCGUCGACGCAAAAGCAAAAGGCAAGUUUCGUUGGGAGGAGGCAAGAAGAAUCUAUCGUCGUGGAAUUUUUGCAUUCGCGUUCGUGUACGUGCAUCAAAUCCGGCCCUCCAGUUGGCACGAUCAAAGUUGGAACCAAAAAAAAGUUUCGCGUAAACAACGGGAUUGCAAUAGCAGAACACAUCCUAUAAGGUUGGGUGUGCGUUACCCUAGUCGUGUGAAGGAAUUCUGAACGAUAUCCGCGAUCGUUCUUGUCUGCCAAUCACUGCUGCUGCUGCAUCUCAGUUGCACCACCACCCCUUACGGCGGCACCAUCGCAUCACAGCACAGGUGCAGCAAAGCAGAAUGCACCCGACGGCUGCUCGAUGGUGGCCCCAUUAUCGCUUCUGAGAGUGCGAGACGCCCUUGUGCGUGUGUCUGUGCCAAAGUGUGCAAUAAAAUGAAGCGAAAUUGACAUCACCCACCUCUCGAUAGCGGCUGUGAGAAAACGCAAAAGGAACCUUCCACCCCGCACAACGUAUCAGGGAUGUGUAAACAUUUAUAGCAUUUUGUGAAAUAGCGUAAACUAAUGUGCGUCCAGGUUGACUGAGCAUCGAAGGUGCGUUGGGUUGUUUUGUGUUUGUGAUUAGAGUUUCGGUUUGCUUAGCCUGUCCCCCCCGCCAAGCAGCAAGUAGGCCUUGUGUUUUUGUUUUCCCCCCAGAAGCUAUAAAUCGGUCAGGGGCGUUUAUCGCGGCGGUUACUGGGAUUGUUGUCCACUGGUUCGCAGUGGCCUAGGGUUGGGUCUACUACAGUGUGUCAUCAACGCUUUCUAUUGGAUUUAUUACAGUUUUUGAUCGUUUUGGCAUCGUGACGCAUAGAAAAAAUCCUUACCACAAACCCCCCCCCCCCCCCCGGGUUCUGAUCGUUCCCCAUUCUCCGAACUUCCUCCCUCCAACAGUGCGUGUGUGUUUGUGUAUUGCGUAUGUGUGUUCCUACCAAGUGUGAGGUGUCUCGGUGACGUGGCAGCGGAUCGCCGUAGCUGAAAGCUAAAAACACAAGCGUCACGUUGCUGCUGCGGGUCGCAAAAGUAUGGAAAAGUUUCCCCUGAAAGGCACCGGCAACAUCAGCAGCAGCAACGGCAACAACCUUUCGAUAUCAUCCGCCGCCACCAACCAUCCGCUCAGUGGUGAUCAUCCGUCUUAUCAGUCAGUGGGCAGCAAGCCCGGUAAAGGUUCUCCAGCGUCCAGUGCGGAACGACACAUCACCACCACCACCACCUCCCUGACAACUGCACCGGGCACGGUCGGGGCGGUACCGGUGUACGAGGCGGACGAGGACGGCAUGAUCGACAUAACGCCCGGGAACGGCGGCCUCACCAACCCGAACUACUCCUACUCCUCCUACUCCGCGAAUGGUGGCCGGCAGGACGGUGUCGGUGCGCCCAGCAGCGCUGCCAACAGUAGUGCACCGAGCAUAACCACCGCCGCCGCAUCCAGCAACGGCGGGAGCAGCAUAGGCGGUGGAGAAGGGCCCGGCGGCAUGUCUUCGCCCACGCACACCCGGUUCGGGCGCGACUUUCAUCACUCCGAUCAUGAAGAUACAUUAACCGUUUCGUUUUCCGGUAAAAUGGAAGGUAUUUCAUUUGCCGGCAUGACGGACACAAGCGACGACAUUCCCGGCAUCGGGCAGUAUGAGGAUUUUCACACGAUCGACUGGCAGCGGGACAUUGCCCGGGAUCGUAUGCGCCAUCGGUACAUAGUGAAAAAGCGGCAGGACUCGUUCUGGGAUCUUUUAAAGGGUGCACACGAUGCGUGGUCCGGCUGGGUGUGCGUACUGCUGGUCGGCCUGUUCACCGGCUGCGUGGCGGGCGUGAUCGACAUCGGCGCGAGCUGGAUGACGGACCUGAAGUUUGGCAUCUGCCCGCAAGCGUUCUGGCUGAACCGGGAGCAGUGCUGCUGGUCGUCGAACGAAACGUCGUUCGACAGCGGCAACUGCUCGCAGUGGUACGCCUGGUCGGAGAUCUUCACCUCCUCCCGGGAAGGGUUCGGUGCGUACGUGAUAUCGUACUUUUUCUACAUCAUGUGGGCAAUGCUGUUCGCGCUGCUGGCCGCAUCGCUGGUGCGCAUGUUCGCGCCGUACGCGUGCGGCUCGGGCAUACCGGAGAUCAAAACUAUCCUGUCCGGGUUCAUCAUCCGCAGCUAUCUGGGCAAGUGGACGCUAAUUAUCAAAUCGGUCGGCAUCAUGCUGUCGGUGUCGGCCGGCCUCAGCCUCGGCAAGGAGGGCCCGAUGGUGCACAUUGCGAGCUGCAUUGGGAACAUACUGUCCUACCUGUUCCCGAAGUACGGGCGAAAUGAGGCGAAAAAGAGGGAAAUCCUGUCGGCUGCCGCCGCGGCCGGCGUGUCGGUUGCGUUCGGUGCCCCGAUCGGUGGCGUGCUGUUCAGCCUGGAGGAGGUGUCGUACUACUUUCCGCUCAAGACGCUGUGGCGCUCGUUUUUCUGUGCGCUGAUUGCGGCGUUCAUACUGCGCUCGAUCAAUCCGUUCGGCAACGAGCACUCGGUGCUAUUCUACGUGGAGUACAACAAACCGUGGAUCUUCUUCGAGCUGGUACCAUUUAUCGGGCUGGGCAUUAUUGGGGGCAUCAUUGCGACGCUAUUUAUCAAGGCGAACCUUUGGUGGUGCCGGUUCCGCAAGUACAGCAAGCUUGGCCAGUACCCGGUGACGGAGGUGCUGAUCGUCACGUUCAUUACCGCGGUCAUUGCGUACCCCAAUCCGUACACGCGCAUGAACACGAGCGAGCUGAUCUAUCUCCUCUUCAGCCAGUGCGGCAUCUCGAACCAGGAUCCGUUGUGUGACUACAAUCGAAACUUUACCGAUGUCAAUUCGGCCAUUGAGAUAGCGGCGGCCGGGCCGGGCGUCUACAAAGCCGUGUGGCUGCUAAUACUCGCCCUCGCGAUGAAGCUCAUCAUGACGAUCUUCACGUUUGGCAUGAAGGUACCGUGCGGGUUGUUCAUUCCUUCCCUUGCACUCGGUGCCAUUACGGGCCGUAUCGUUGGCAUUGCGAUGGAACAGCUGGCGUACAACUAUCCCAAAAUAUGGAUCUUCUCUGGGGAGUGUUCCACCGGGGACGAUUGCAUUACGCCGGGGCUGUAUGCGAUGGUCGGUGCAGCCGCCGUGCUUGGCGGGGUCACAAGAAUGACGGUGUCCCUUGUGGUUAUUAUGUUCGAGCUAACCGGCGGUGUCCGAUACAUCGUGCCGCUGAUGGCGGCAGCCAUGGCUUCCAAAUGGGUUGGCGAUGCCCUUGGUCGACAGGGCAUUUACGAUGCGCACAUAGCGCUGAACGGUUAUCCGUUCUUGGACAGCAAGGACGAAUUCCAGCACACAACGCUAGCGGCCGAUGUGAUGCAGCCAAAACGCAAUGAAACGCUGGCGGUGAUCACUCAGGACUCGAUGACGGUGGACGACAUCGAGACCCUACUCAAAGAGACUGAACACAACGGCUACCCGGUGGUCGUUUCGAAGGAGAAUCAAUACUUGGUUGGCUUCGUGCUGCGGAGGGAUCUAAACCUAGCCUUAGCUAAUGCGCGACGCAUCAUUGACGGCAUCACUGGCCAGUCGCUGGUAAUCUUCACCUCGGCCCAACCGGUCCAAAACCUUGGCCCGUCGCCGCUGAAGCUGAAGAAAAUCCUCGACAUGGCCCCGAUCACCGUGACGGACCAGACGCCGAUGGAAACGGUCGUCGAUAUGUUCCGCAAGCUGGGCCUAAGGCAAACGCUGGUCACUCACAAUGGGCGAUUGCUCGGUGUAAUAACCAAAAAGGACGUCCUGAGGCACGUGAAACAGAUGGACAAUGAAGACCCGAAUACUGUUUUGUUUAACUAAGCUCUAACUAGCUAUUUAUAAUGAUAUACAGUAGAUAUAUGCGCAAGCCUUCAUCCCUGGUCUCCCCUCCCUCCCCAUCUCUCCCCUUUCCCCAUGUGCGCCUUCCCAUUUGCUGCCACCCUCUCAUCGUCGCAACCCCGCAUGCCAUCCAGGUGCUGGUUGGGAGCAUAAUUUAGCAAACAAACCUCCAGGCAAACCUUAGACAAGCUGCCUCUCCCUUUCUAUGCCCAAAACGUGCUAGAAUUCCGUGGCUACCGUUAUCUGUUGGCAUUAGAAAGAUAUGAUAGCAAAAAGAUAUGUUUUGUUGGUGUAGGAAGGAGAUGGAGAAAAACACACUCACUCUAAAAACAGUGCAAUAAUAUACAAGCCGGCCUUUUUUGAUUAUUUUUUUAUGGUGGGAGUAUAAAUCCUGCCAAAUUCAUCGCACCCUCCCACAACUAUGGCAAGCAAUAGUAGUGUCCAUUCACCCAGCAAUGACGAUGGUAUUAGAAGAACUCUGUGUUACGUUGUGCUAGCAUUUUUGAAAAAAAAAAACUAUCAAUAAUUUGUAUUAUCCAGGCAAAAUGAUUCAUUAUGUUCCGUUGUGAUCAAAAAAGCAAGAGAAGCAGCAGUUGAUGGACACGCUUCAGCGUAUAGAUAAAUAUCAUGUUAGUAAAAAAAAACAAUUAGGAGAGAAAUAUCAAGAGGCGUACCCGGGGGCGCCUUGUGUACGUAAACGGGGGUAAACAGUUUUACUCUCCUACAUUCUCUCGUCCAGGACUUAUGACAAAACCAGUUAUCAUAUAUUUUUUACACAAACACACACACAUACCCACACAAACACUCAAAACUGUGCAAUCUAAUCGAACCGAUUGUGUAGCGUUGCUGGAAACCGUUCGUAUGUAUGUAUGAAAGGAAGCAAAAACACGAGUAGGUAAAUUACAUUUUGGCAAAGCAAGCAAGACAUGGAUUGAGGGGGAAAGAGAUUAUGUGAAGCAUCGCAUUGAAAGCGGAAAAGAAGCAACAUUAUAAUAAAAUUGUAUAUUUAUGUAAUAAAA
Molecule: messenger RNA, 4939 nt
Organism: Anopheles merus
Lineage: Eukaryota; Metazoa; Arthropoda; Insecta; Diptera; Culicidae
Gene: ClC-c
Product: H(+)/Cl(-) exchange transporter 5
Exons: 13
Coding region: 1113-3902 (929 amino acids)
Biological process (GO): transmembrane transport; chloride transport
Cellular component (GO): Golgi apparatus; synaptic vesicle; membrane
Molecular function (GO): voltage-gated chloride channel activity
Source: RefSeq, a predicted model, not a curated record